CCUAAAAAGUGGUUAUUUCACAAAGGCUGCUCAUCUAUUUACUUUCAGCGUUAUUUCACUUUGGUGUACGUGUUCAAUGUUACUCUUUGUUGGUAAAUAGUCGGAAUUCGACUGAACUUUAUUCGGUCGUGCGAGUGGGGCAAGAACGCCCAGAAUUGGAAUUGCAACCACUUGCUACCGCAGCAGUUGGAAAUUUGAGCCUCUUUCGAUAGGCCUGGAUCCCUGUUCAAACAACCUCUCGGGACUUGCAUGAAAACAACAAUAGGCUCACCCGAAACUGUUUGAAUGGAGCAGUGUGAGAGUGCCGCCUCUCUCCUGGCCUCCGUGCGGGAGCAGGAGAGGCAGUUUGAGCGUCUGACUCGAGCCUUGGAGGAGGAGAGGAGUUGUGGAGGCACCCUCCCACGCCCUCUCCCCGCCCUACAGAACGGGCGUGUUUCUUGUGAUGCGGACAUAGAUAGGCUCACACUGAACGAGGGAUACAUCAACGGGACACACUACAGGAUGGAUCCGGGUCACGUCGUCGAGGAGACCUUCACCGUGGAGGAGGACCCUCAGGAAGCCCCGCCCAUCGUGUCUGUGGAGACCAGUGAAGACGGCACCACUCGACGCACGGAAACUACGGUGAAGAAGGUGGUGAAGACCACCACCACCCGUACAGUCAUCCCCUCUGUGUCCGACACCCUGUCCCUGGACGGAGGCGGAUCCGUGACGGGCAUGGGGGGUGGCUACCCGGGCCCGGUGGAGCGGUCCUACCGCCGGCCAGGCCCCGUGGACUACCCCACCAACACCGUGCCCCGGAACUACCAAUACGGGCCCCCGGCGGGCUACGAGGAGUACCGCGAGCUGCCCCCCACCAUCGGGGAGGCCUAUGCCAGCCUGAGCCGGGGGGCUCGCGUGGACGACCGCUACAGGCCCAUGGAUGGCUACCGGACCCUGGAUUCGGGCUACAGAGCCAUCAGCAGGAACCAGCUGGACCCUUACGCAGCUCAGCCGCAGGUGGGUCGUAUGGGCAGUGCGUUGGAGCUGUCUGGGAUGCAGCGCUUUGUCCCGGAUCCGUACGGGCUGGAGGACGACCAGAGGAGCCUGGGAUACGACGAGCCUGACUACGGCAUGGGACCGCCCAUCCACUACGGAACAGUACCCCGCAACGCCCCGCUAUACAACCACGGACCCCCUCGCAGGACCGGGAGCUAUGAGGGCACCCUGGACGGGGAUAUGAGUGGUGCCGGGGACAUGUACUACUAUGGGGGUGCCCCCCUGGCCCAGGGAGAGAGGGGCAGCCUGGCCUCGUUGGACAGCACCCUAAGGAAAGGCCCCGCCCCAGUUUCCUGGAGACAGCCUGAGUUACCGGAGGUCAUUGCUAUGCUUAACUACAGACUGGACCCUGUCAAAAGCAACGCUGCCGCAUACCUGCAGCACCUCACCUUUAAGAAUGACAAGGUGAAGUCUGAUGUGCGUCGCAUGAAAGGGAUCCCCGCUCUGGUGUCAAUGUUGGACAACCCCAAGAAGGAGGUGCACCACGCCGCCUGUGGAGCACUCAAAAACAUCUCGUACGGACGAGACCACGACAACAAGGUCGCCAUCAAGAACUGUGAUGGAGUCACCGCCCUUGUCAGGCUGUUGAGGAAGACCCGAGACCAGGACCUCACUGAUACUAUCACAGGGACGCUGUGGAACCUGUCGUCUCACGACUCGGUGAAAAUGGAGAUCGUGGACCACGCCCUGCACGCUCUCUCCGACGAGGUGAUGGUGCCCCACUCGGGCUGGGAGAGGGGCCACGAAGGCGGAGGAGGCGAGGAGAACCUGAAGCCGCGUCACCUGGAGUGGGAGGCGGCCCUCACCAACACGGCCGGCUGUCUGAGGAAUGUGAGCUCAGAGCGCAGUGAGGCCAGGAGGAAGUUAAGAGAAUGCUCAGGAUUGGUCGACUCGCUCAUGUACAUCGUCCAGUCCCAGAUUGACCGGAAAGAAGUGGACAGCAAGCUGACAGAGAACAGUGUGUGUCUGUUGAGGAAUCUGUCUUAUCAGGUUCACCGGGAGAUACCGGGCGCUGAGCGUUACCAAGAGACUGCCCCCGUCAACCAGGGACCCGCCCCUUCCUCCGGAAAGACCCGCCGUUUCAGCUCCCGCAGGGGCAAAGACGAGUGGUUUUCUAAAGGGAAGGACGACGGGACCGAUAUGAUUGACAUUCCGAAGCGGACCGCACCUGCCAAAGGCUAUGAGUUGCUGUUCCAGCCAGAGGUGGUUCGUGUCUACACCUCCCUGUUGAAGGAAAGCAAGAACCCCACCGUGCUGGAAGCCUCUGCCGGCGCCGUGCAGAACCUGUGUGCCGGACGCUGGACGUAUGGCCGCUACAUCCGAGCCCUGUCACGUCAGGAGAAGUGUCUGCCCAUCAUGACGGAGCUGUUGGCCCACGGCAACGACCGGGUGGUCAAGGCUAUGUCCGGGGCGCUGAGGAACCUGGCCAUCGACUCGCGCAACAAAGACCUGCUCGGAAAGCACUCGGUGCCCAACCUGGUUGCCAACUUGCCCGGCGGCGGUCAGAGCCAGCCGGUCCGGGCCCUGACGGAGGAGACUGUGGUGUCGGUACUGAGCACGCUCCAUGAGAUCAUGGGCUCAGGCCUGGAGGCGGCCAAGAACCUCAGAGCCUCCCAGGGCAUCGAGAGACUGGUGCUCAUCAACAAGGAUGGGAACCGGUCGGACCGCGAGGUGCGCGGCGCCGGCCUAAUUCUCCAGAUGGUGUGGGGACACAAAGAGCUGAGGAAGACCCUGGAGAAGGACGGCUGGAAGAAGACCGACUUCAUGGUGAACCUCAACCCGUCGAAUAACACCCAGCCUCGGGCCAACGGGGGCUACGAGGACAGCACCAUGCCGCUCAUAGACCGAGGAGGCGAUAAGCGAGAUAAAGACAGAGACUUGAUUCCACUAAAUGAUAUGGGACCAGAUGCCUAUUCCACCCUGGACCAGAGGGGGAGGAGCAACACUCUGGAUGAAACACUGGAGCCUGCUGACAAAGACGCAGCACAGGGAGGGGUUUAUGAUGAGAGACGGGCCUCUGUGCCUCUUCUGGACUCUUACGACGAAAAACUGAUUGUGUGCCUCGCUAGAGGAGAGCAGCCUCUUCCAGCAUACUGCCCUUGUUGAACCAUGGACACUGAGGGACCACCGAUUCUCCAAUAGGACUGGACUGCCUUUGUCUCUCCUUUCCCUCUACAUUACUUUUGCUCUCGUUCUUUCCUUAUCACCCAGGAUAUGUAUGUGACAUAAGCCACUUGCAUUACCUUCAGCUUUCCUCAACCUCCUGUCUCCCUCCCCCACUAUCUUACAUUCCUGUGUUUGAACUGACAGCCGGGUGUUUUGUCACUAAUGGAAGCCACACUAAGGACACCUUCCUCCCCUCAUCUUCCCAUGGACACGAUACUAUGACAAAAGAACCACUCCUCCAUAGAGUAACUUCUCCCACAACACUACACGGUUGUGAAUUCCUUUUGACCUCCAUCUUAAAGCUCCUCCCACAACACUAUACAAGCUCCCCCCACCACCACAGUAGGGACAGUUGAGACCUCAUAUCGGAAUUCGGAGCUGGGAACGUUAACCACAGUAGCAAAUCUUAUCAAAAGGAAACCGUUGAAAUGGGCUCUUGUUUUUUUUUACUUGAAUGGUUAAAUUUGCUUUUUAACUGACUGAAGAUUUCCAGUCAAGGUUCUUUCAUAUUGUAAUGACUAACUACCACUAAAACAUUUUUUUUCCUUUUACAAAUAAUCAGUAAUGUUUGUUCAUCAACCACAGUUGCUGUUGUCCUGGUUUUGCAUUGUGAUAACCACUGCUGAGGUGCGCUUCUGGGCACAGUGACUUACAUGUGCCAAACUAAACACGGCGAUGGCCUCUUAACACUUUACGGAACCUCCUCCUGGAAUGUCUGGCUGUUGACUAUGUUCAGAUGGAAGUUACGAGAGAGGUGCGGUGUUACCAAUGACUGAUAACCUUGUUUUAAGUCAUUGGUAAUGCUCAGCAAUUAGGUCCCUUUCUUAGCUCCCAUCUUGAUCGAAUGAUGUCUGUGAAGCUUUGUGAGAAAAAUACCCAUUUGGUUGUUAAUCCAGUGAGUAAUUUUUUUCUUUUUUUCUUCUAUCUGCAAAUAUAUGGUAUAUAUAUGAAUGUGUAAAUACAGUGUGUGAUUGCCUUUAACUAAACGUUUUUGUGGCUAUUGGAUGACUGGAGUGCCUCACCUGACGGUCAAAUGGGUGAAUCGGUGUGUGGGGGGGGGGGGGGGUACCUUUCACCUGGGAAUAUCAUUUACUAGCCACAACAUUCUAGAAAACUGCAUCUGAGUGGAAUGUAUAGAACCGUUUUGUGUUCCACAUAAUAACACAAAGGAAUGUAUACAGUUGCUAUGAUUGGAUUAUUGAUCAGAUGGAACCAAAAGGGAGCCAUGCUAGUUCUUUUCAGUUAAUUCCAUGUUAGACAGGCAACAUUCUGGAGUGUUCCGGCCUACUGAAUGUACCCCUGGUUUUUCGUUCACUGUGCCUGACUGGUUUGUGCAGUGAGACCACGGCACACUAAGUGAAAGACGAAAGGACGGAGUCCUUUUAGGACAGAGCUGUACCGUAGACGGCAUUGUUCUCAGUGCAGAGUAGAUGUAGAUAUUUUCUGAGUGGCUCAUUAAAGCACUAGGGGAGAAGGCUUUUAUUUCUUUUCUUCAUGCCAAUCCAACACUACGAAUUGUCACAGGCUCCGAAAUGUAAAUUAGUUGCCUUACCAGAUACAGGCAUUGAAUGACAUGAUUCUAAAGAACUGAUUCUAGAACUAAUGAUAAAAGGUCCAUUGGGAAGGAGGGCGGGAAGUGGCAGGAGAGCAAGAAGGCAAGUAAGGGGAAAGACCAGAUUAAGAUUCUAGCUAAUUAGAUUACGAAAAAAUUAAAGCACAUUUACAUAUAUAUAUAUAUAUAUAUAUAUAUAUAUAUAUGAGAAUAUUUGUUAAUUUUAAUGGUUUUAUGUUUUUCUUCGAUAUUUUAUGAUUUGGGAUUGUUUUGUGGGUAUUGUGGGUGAACGCAUAUGCAAUCAGUUUUAUUUUUUAAUCGAGAAACAUUUGCGGUUUAUAUCUUUUAAUUAAAAAUAAAACAAGCAACAAAAAAAGCGAACUGUCUCCUCAAACAAUGGUUGGUAUUCCUGAUUUCUGUUGGUCUCCAGACUGUUGUUGGACCACUAAUCUAAAAAGUGAUUGUGGAUGAAAACCUUAAUCUCUUCUUUGCCUUGGCUCUUAAAGUUGCACAUUUCUCUCCUGAAUGGAUGUAACUAGCAAUACUGUUUCUAAUAAAAAACGUGAUUUUU
Molecule: messenger RNA, 5324 nt
Organism: Esox lucius (northern pike)
Lineage: Eukaryota; Metazoa; Chordata; Actinopteri; Esociformes; Esocidae
Gene: ctnnd1
Product: catenin (cadherin-associated protein), delta 1
Exons: 24
Coding region: 286-3141 (951 amino acids)
Biological process (GO): cell-cell junction assembly; cell-cell adhesion
Cellular component (GO): plasma membrane; adherens junction; cytoplasm
Molecular function (GO): cadherin binding
Source: RefSeq, a predicted model, not a curated record